ACCCAAUGCGCAUGUGCAAGUCACCAGCGAGGAAUCGUCGUGCAGAAAGUAAACAUGGCUCUUCGUGAAGGAGCGCUGAGAAUGAAUUUCUUAGCUAACCGCAAUUUCUACAAAUUUACGUCGGUUGGCUUAGUACGGACGUUAUCUGAAAAAGUAUCAACCAAGCCCAAACCCAGCAGUGCUCCUGAGACAACGGGAGAUCAUUUGCUAUAUACUCAGGAGCACUUUGCGCUGAAGGACUCCCUCAGAAAGAUCAUUGACCAGGAGAUUAACCCAUAUGUGGACCAGUGGGAAGCUGAGGGGAUGUUCCCUGCUCACAAGGUCUUCAAGGUCCUGGGCAACGCUGGAUUCCUGGGAGUCAACAAGCCUGUCGAGUAUGGGGGGCUGGGGCUAGACUUCAGCUACAGUGUUGCAGUGUCAGAGGAGCUGGGCAACAUCAACUGUGGAGGGAUCCCCAUGGCCAUCGGAGUCCAGACUGACAUGGCCACCCCCGCCCUGGCCAGGUUUGGUUCAGAAGAGCUGAAGCAGGAGUUCCUGCUGCCCUCCAUCCUGGGAGACAAGGUGGCCUGUCUGGGUGUGAGUGAAGUCGGAGCUGGGUCUGAUGUCGCAAGCAUCAGGACCAGGGCGGUGAGGAAGGGUGAUGAGUUUGUGGUGAGUGGAGGGAAGAUGUGGACCACAAACGGGACCCAGGCAGACUGGAUGUGCCUGCUGGCCAACACCAGCGAUGGGCCCGCACACAAGAACAAGUCCCUCAUCUGCCUGCCCAUGGAUCUACCUGGAAUCCACAUUGCCCGCAAGAUCGACAAGAUGGGCAUGAGGUCGUCUGACACGGCCGAGGUGUUCUUCGACGACGUCCGCGUUCCCUGCAAGAACAUGAUUGGCCAGGAGGGGAUGGGCUUCACCUAUCAAAUGCUUCAGUUCCAGGAAGAGAGGCUUUGGGCUGUUGCCAAUAUUCUGACCAUGAUGGACAACGUUAUCCAGCAGACCAUCCAGUACACACGCCAGAGGAAGAUCUUCAAGCUGCCCGUUCUCUACCACCAGACGGUCCACUUCCGCCUGGCCGAGCUGGAGACAGAGGUGGAGCUGCUCCGCUCGCUUCUGCACCGCGCCACAGCUCUUUUCAUCAGAGGUAAUGAUGUGACCAAGCUGGCGUCCAUGGCUAAGCUGAAGGCGGGGCGUCUGUGCAGGGAGCUGGGAGACAGUUGCUUGCAGUUCUGGGGGGGCAUGGGCUUCACCAACGACGUUCUGGUCAGCAGGUUCUACAGAGACUCCAGGCUGCUGUCUAUUGGUGGAGGGGCCGAUGAGGUCAUGCUGGCCAUCAUCUGCAAAUACAUGGACACCCUACCCAGGAAGUGAUGUCAUCAUAUGUAACGACUAUGAUUACUCAUGAACGCGUCACCCGAAGUGCAUUUUAUUAGCAGUAAAUCCAUGGAAACAUAAUAAUAAGGGCAUGUGUCCUGUGAUCAGGUUUGUAGCCACGGUAACCAGGGAUGUGUUUAUAGUGGCAUGUUUCCAUCUUGGGAGACUGAGUGACAGUAAGGUCCUGUUCUGUAGCGUAUGUAAAUUCAGGAUUCAUUAAUAUAGCCUUGUGCUUCAUCCCUCAUCGCCUUAACCAAUAACCGUCCUCUCGGAUGUACAUGACUCAUCAAGGUAUACUUGAUAUUCACCACGUCUGUAAAUGAAGUAAUCUUGUUGUGUCAGAUCAACCUUUGCUUAGAACCUGUAAUUUUUUGUAGUAUAGUCUCAAGCCAUUGAACGGUAUGUACAGUUUUAAUCCACUUUUGUCUAAAUUAAACUUGAUCUGGCAUCUGUA
Messenger RNA from Osmerus eperlanus (European smelt), 1813 nucleotides. RefSeq lists its product as uncharacterized. Gene Ontology annotation, molecular function: acyl-CoA dehydrogenase activity; flavin adenine dinucleotide binding. The transcript has 9 exons. Lineage: Eukaryota; Metazoa; Chordata; Actinopteri; Osmeriformes; Osmeridae. Gene Ontology annotation, cellular component: cytoplasm. The record is from RefSeq and is a predicted model, not a curated record. Gene Ontology annotation, biological process: fatty acid beta-oxidation using acyl-CoA dehydrogenase. Bases 55 to 1356 code for a protein of 433 amino acids.